ACCGAUCUUUGUUGCCGACCAAAGAUUCUGUCCGUAAACGCCAAUGAUUUCGUUCCUUCAGGCGCCACACACAUGGCAUGCCCAAAAGGCCUGAUGACGAGAUCGAGACCGAGGCAAACCAGGACUAGCCGCCUGCGAAGGCGAGCCGUUCGUGUGGUCCGUUGGCAGCUAAAUGCCCGAUGUGCCGUGAUUACUUCCCGAGAUCUCAAGCUGAGCCCACUGCAGCCAAGCUCACUCAUGACCAAUGUUGGUUAUAUAAAUGGUCUGCAGAGUUGCUGGACUGCGCUGUCCGCCAUGUUGUCUUCCUCAUCGCUUCUACUCCCACGGCACGGACGUUGAGUUUGAUACACCAAGGAGACCAGCUGCAGGCGCUCGCAGACUUCACGAUUGAUACACUCCACAAGCAUGUCGACUAAAGAGAAUGUGAGACCCGACGGGGUCGCUUACUAUGACAUUGUCAUUGUCGGUGCCGGUCCAGUCGGACUGAUGCUCUCUACGAUGCUUGCAAGAUGGGGCUACAAGAUCAAACAUGUGGACAAUCGCCCUGAGCCAACGCCUACAGGUCGCGCAGAUGGCAUACAGCCUCGGUCUCUGGAUCUCCUGAGGAACAUGGGACUGAAGGCCGCCAUCAUGGAUCACAAGCCUGCUCGGGUGUACGAGGUCGCAUUCUGGGACCCCAACUGCAAAGGCAUUGCGAGAACUGGCACCUGGGCUAGCUGUCCGAGUUUCAUCGAUGCGCGGUACCCCUUCACGACGCUGCUGCACCAAGGGCUGAUUGAAAGGGUCUUCAUUGCCGAUUUGGAGAAGAAUGGAGUCCACGUCCAACGGCCCUGGACAGUACAUGACUUUCAAACUGACCCGGCAAAGGACGCCACAUACCCUGUCCAGGUUGAGCUGUCUCAGGUAGACGGACCUCGAACUGAAAAGAUCCGAGCCAAAUACCUGUUUGGCGGUGAGGGUGCACGAUCGUUUGUGAGGCAGAAACUGGGUAUCCCUGUCCGCUAUCAUGACCCUAUUUCUCAUGUCUGGGCCGUGCUAGACGGUGUGGUUGACACAGACUUCCCAGACAUCAAGAUGAAAGCCACUAUCCAUAGCGAACAUGGGUCUAUCAUGGUCAUUCCGAGAGAAAACGACAUGGUUCGCCUGUACAUUCAGCUCGCCUCCUCGUCGGACCCAGACUGGGAGUCCAAACGCACCGCGACCGAGAGCGAGGUCCAAGAGAUGGCCAAAAAGAUCCUCCAACCUUACCGAAUCACUUGGGAGAGAGUUGAAUGGUUCUCGGUCUAUCCCAUUGGGCAGGGAAUCGCCGACAAUUACACACUAGAUCAGCGUGUGUUUCUCGGAGGCGAUGCAUGCCACACUCAUAGCCCUAAAGCUGGUCAGGGGAUGAAUACGGCUUUCCUCGAUGCUCAAAACCUCGCUUGGAAAAUUCAUGCGGUUGAGAGCGGCUUCGCCAAGCGGGACUUGCUGAAGACGUAUGAGCCCGAGCGCAGGAAAAUGGCCCAGAAGCUGCUCGAGUUCGACAACCGGUAUGCUAAGCUCUUUUCUCAGCGGAUACCUGCGGCAGACGAGGUCAAGGCAGCGUCCGACAAUCACGGCACCGAAGCUGAGGAGCACGACAACGACUUUGUCAAGAUGUUCAAGGAGUCUUGCGAGUUUACAAGUGGUUACGGCGUGUAUUACGAGCCGAACGUCCUGAACUGGUCGCCAGACCACCCAGCACAAUCAAGCCUUAUGCUGAAAAAGGCAACGAAGCUCAGUCCCGGGCAUCUCUUCAUCAACACGAACGUCACGAGGGUUGUAGAUGCAAACAUUGUCCAUUUGGAGCAAGAGGUCCCCUUGAAUGGAUCAUUCCGCUUGUUCGUCUUUGGUGGUGACCCCAAGAAGUCACGGACAGCACUGUGCGACCUUGCGAACGGACUUGUGGCCAAGAACUCCUUCUACACGAAUCACCUACGCCAAGACGUGUCGUUAGUCUCACACCACGAGAAGAACAAUCCCCAUAGCUUGUUCUUCACCAUUUGCACUGUGUUUGCGACCAAGCGAUCGGACAUUGAGAUCUCUCGAGAUGUCCCGGGGGUUCUUGCCAGGUAUCGAGAACACAUCUACGCAGACGACCUGCACGACGAAAAGGUGCCAGCCGCCAAAGCACCAGCGCAUGCGAAGACGGGCUUUGGCGACUCACAGGGCGUCGUCGUUGUCCGGCCUGAUGGAUACGUGGGCGCUAUCGUUGAGCUGCAAGAGGGCAAGGGGACAAUGGAGGCCCUCAACGAGUACUUUGGUGCAUUUUGUACCAAGGGGGUGAGUGACACGAAGACGCAGGCACGGCUCUGAGUCCGAGUGCACGCCUGGAUAUGUAUAGACGUCGCGGAUUCAAGUAGCGUUGCAUAGUUGAAUGAAACAAAGCCUCGAUCAGUAAAUUUGCAGAUCUGCCGUAUCCUCUCGACAAAGUCGCUGGCGCUGGUGUCUUG
Emericellopsis atlantica is the source of this 2471-nucleotide messenger RNA. Its product is annotated as FAD binding domain-containing protein. The transcript has 4 exons. The coding region runs from base 406 to 2334 and encodes 642 amino acids. Gene Ontology annotation, molecular function: FAD binding. The record is from RefSeq and is a predicted model, not a curated record. Lineage: Eukaryota; Fungi; Ascomycota; Sordariomycetes; Hypocreales; Bionectriaceae.